This is a messenger RNA of Didymodactylos carnosus, 414 nucleotides long. Lineage: Eukaryota; Metazoa; Rotifera; Eurotatoria; Philodinida; Philodinidae. The record is from the annotation of a GenBank genome assembly.
AUGAAGAACGUAUAUGACGAUCGUCGAAUGUUAAUUCGUACGCGUGAAUCACAUGAUAUACAAGUUCAGCAUAUACGAAAAUGUCCACAAGAUCAUGCAAUGUACGGUGUCAAGGGAACAUCGGUAAUUUCGGUCCUUCCAUCGUUUCAUCCUAUCACAUCACUACCACCAGAUCUUAUGCACGAUAUUCUAGAAGGCGUUAUGCCAAAAUUAACCGCAAGUUUGUUGAAAAAUAUUGUUUCUGUUCGACUACUAUCAAAUGCUGCAUUACGUCAACGAAUCAAUUCGUUUCAAUAUGGUAUCAAUGAUAGACGAAAUCGUUCACCUCCAUUAAAAGAAAAGGAUGUUUCAGAAGAGCGAAGUCCAGCGCGUUUGGGUGCAUUAGAAGUAAUUUCCAAUCCUACACAAGUUUGA